Electrophorus electricus (electric eel) is the source of this 548-nucleotide messenger RNA. It is a transcript of the gene ifng1r, whose product is annotated as interferon gamma related. Gene Ontology annotation, biological process: immune response. Gene Ontology annotation, molecular function: type II interferon receptor binding. Gene Ontology annotation, cellular component: extracellular region. Lineage: Eukaryota; Metazoa; Chordata; Actinopteri; Gymnotiformes; Gymnotidae. The record is from RefSeq and is a predicted model, not a curated record.
AUGGAUUCUUUGUUCAAUCUCGUGAUAAUGUGCGGACUUAUCAUUGCAUCACUGACGGGGACCAUGGGACGCUCGCUUCAUAUUGAAAAUGAAGUUAAAACUCUGCUAAAGCAUUAUAAAUUAACAGGCCCAGAGUGGGUGGGAAAGGCAGUUUUCAGUCCUUAUUUGGGCAAAGCUGAUAACACUUGUACUUGUGAGAAGCUGGUGCUCCUAAGCAUGUUGAAUGUUUACAUGGACAUCUUUUCGGACAUGAUGAACAAGUCCAAAGAAAAAAAGGCUGUCUUGGAGGAGCUCAAGAAAAGUGUGGCACUCCUGAAGGCAAACAAAUACACCAAAGAACAGGCAGUGUGGCAGCAACUUAAAGAGAUUGAGUCCUUAGAGGUGAACAACAGCACGAUUCAGGGGGGAGCGCUGAAUAACUUUCGCUCCGUGUAUGAGGUAGCUUCUACAGCUGGACAAGUCAAAAAGGUUUAGACACAUUCCAAGGGUUUGAGUACAGACGGCAUCAGUGAAACAGAAGUCUAAAUCAGUUUCAAGUCAUUUAAGUA